GUCUUAGCGGGCCCGAGGAUCUGCCGGGGGUAGUGACUUGAUCGUUCCUCUCGUCGGGGUCGAUACACUCUGCAUUAAUCAGCGUGAUAUUCUUGAGCGAAACCACCAGGUUGAUAUAAUGAAAGAAAUAUAUCGAGGAGAAAACCCCGUGAUAUCCUGGUUGGGACCAAGCUCUCACCACAGCCCGAGCAUUAUGGCUCUUGUGAAUCAGGUUCAUCCUGUAGACAAUUCCAGUCGGAAACGAGAGAUGAUUCUUCUUGCUUUGAGGUACAGCAAGUUUAACUUCCUUCGGGCUUACACCUCCAUCUUGCAACGCGCGUAUUGGUACCGCACCUGGAUUAUUCAAGAGGUUUUCUCGGCCACGAGAUUGUUUAUGCAAUGCGGUUCCGAUAUCGUUCCCUGGCAGGCCCUCGUUAGCUUUCAGCAAUUUCGUACAGCCGAAUGUUAUGACGAAGUAUAAGAUCCGGGUGGCAGAAGACAGAUUCACCAACCUUGCUGUGCUCCAAGACCUGAGGAAAGUGUCGCCGAAUGACGAGGAGGAAGAGAGUCUCAGGCGUCAGCGGACCUUAGAUAGACUCUUGUUCGACAAUUGGGAUGCCAUUGCGACCGACCCACUAGACAAAGUCUUCGCCAUCUUCCGCUUGGCCUCAGACGGAGACCAGUAUGGAAUACAGGUGGAUUAUGAUUCGGACGUCAAUGCCGUUAAUCGCCUUUACACAAACAUCAUCAAGAGGUUCAUUCAACUGUACGGCAACCUGUCAAUCAUCCUCCCCAGGAGGACCCAGAACCCAGAUCAUCGUCUGCCUUCCUGGUGUCCCGAUUGGAGUAUCACUAUCCCCGCCUCCAGAAUGGGAAACUGGCAAGACGCCUACCCAUUCCAAGUCUCCUCAAACAGCUGGGACUAUUUCGCCGCCGGCUACCAGUCACAAGCUCAAGUUUGGUAUAACAACAAUAACACUGGACAACUCAUGUACGUCAAUGGCUUUCGCCCCGAUCUAAUCCACCACGAGACAAAUAAUAAAGCCGACUACUACAUCAAAGAGACGAUCCCUGGCAGGAGAUCCAACAACUUCAUCCGCACUCUCCUCUGCUUCUUGCCCCCGGACCCCGAAACCCAGACCAUCAGGCGCAAAGUCACAGAUUUUGAGAAAUGGUACGCGAUGCACAGGCGCGAGCUUCACGCCGGCUUCUCGCGCGAGACGACAGUCACGCAUAGUAUCCCUCUCGGAAACAAGGCCUUCUUCGACUAG
Hyaloscypha bicolor E is the source of this 1250-nucleotide messenger RNA. RefSeq lists its product as uncharacterized. The transcript has 2 exons. The record is from RefSeq and is a predicted model, not a curated record. NCBI's taxonomy places the organism in Eukaryota, Fungi, Ascomycota, Leotiomycetes, Helotiales, Hyaloscyphaceae. The coding region runs from base 447 to 1250 and encodes 267 amino acids.